UGGAAGGAAUACACGAUGCUUCCUAGGAUGGCCUCCGUCAGCCGGUUUGGAUUUGCCCUCCGAGUUCCAAGGGAAUCCCUGCGGAAUGUGAUACUUGGUGCAGCAAGGCAGGAGAGACAUGCUUCAAGUUCAGAGAGCGCUUUGAAGAAGACGGAGCUGUUCGAAUUCCACCAGCAGCAGGGAGGGAAGAUGGUGGAGUUUGCAGGCUGGAGCAUGCCAGUGCAGUACAAGGACAGCCACAUCAACUCCCACAUGCACACACGCCAGCACUGCUCUAUUUUUGACGUCAGCCACAUGCUGCAGACGAAGUUCCAUGGAAAGGACAGAGUGAAAUUCAUUGAGUCUCUGAUUGUUGGGGAUGUAGCUGAGCUCAAAGACAACCAGGGCACACUUUCCCUCUUCACCAAUGAGAGAGGAGGAAUAAAGGAUGACUUGAUUGUGACCAAGACAGACCAAGGCUAUCUCUAUGUGGUUUCUAAUGCUGGCUGUGCAGACAAGGAUUCAGCCCACAUGGAGGCCAAACUUAAGGAGUUCAAAGCUGCUGGCCAUGAUGUAGACAUGGAGUACUUGGACGAAAGCUUGAUUGCCCUUCAAGGUCCCUCUAUGGCACAAGUCCUUCAGCCAGGUUUGUCCGAUGACCUGAGCAAGUUGACCUUCAUGACCAGUACAUUGACAUCAGUGUUUGGGAUCCAGGGUUGCCGGGUUACACGAUGUGGCUACACAGGAGAGGAUGGAGUAGAGAUUUCAGUUCCGCGGUCUGGAGUGGUCGCACUGGUGGAGCGCCUGCUGGCCAACAGCGAGGUGCGCCUCGCUGGACUGGGGGCCCGGGACAGUCUGAGGCUUGAGGCGGGGCUCUGUCUCUAUGGCAACGACAUUGAUGAGACCACUACCCCAGUGGAGGCCACCCUAGUGUGGACUAUAGGAAAGCGGCGGCGUCAGACCAAGGAUUUCCCCGGAGCAGACGUCAUUGUCCCGCAGAUCAAGGCCAAGACCCAGAAGAAGCGUGUAGGCCUGGUGUCCACGGGACCCCCUGUCCGGCAGCACACCCCCAUCCUGAGCCCUGAGGGAAAGAAAAUAGGUGAAGUGACUAGUGGCUGCCCCUCCCCCUGCCUUAAGCAGAAUGUUGCCAUGGGUUACGUGGAGGCAGGGUUUAGCAAAGUGGGCACACCUCUGCAGGUGGAGGUGAGGAAGAAGACAGUGAAUGCGGUUGUCAGCAAGAUGCCCUUUGUGCCUACAAACUACUACACUGGCCAGUAAGAACUGUUUCUCACUGGAUCAGUGAGUAUAGUUCUGCUGUUUGUGUAGAGCUGUGGAAUUCACACCAUCUGCAUCAUUAACCAAAAGAACCAUGGCUAGAACACACACAAACACACACACGCACGCACACACUACCGAGCAAUGCUGAAGCUCUGCACACUUUGCAGGAAAGUGGCUGUUAUGUUUUUAUAAUUUUCUGUAGCCUUGAUAAAUGGGCGCAAACUCACAGAAUUCUCUCGGGUACAUUAUAUGAAUUGAAAACGAUUAACGUGCCCACCUUGUUGAGAACAGUACUGUAGUGAAACCUACACCAAUUUAGCCCAUUAGAGGUUAGAAAGCCGUUUACUAAUUUAGAUCAUCGGGUAUUCAUUGAAGCUCAGAAGUGUGACCAUUCCAUGGCUGUGUGACCAUUCCCCAAGUGCCUGUGGCCAACACUGUUAUCUGUCAACAUCACAUCGUGUUCAGAAGAGUUAUGUACCUGCACUUAGGUCCCCAAUGUACACCUUCUGCAACCACUGUGUUGAGUAAUGUUCUAGUGUGGGUCCAGGAGAAGAGAAAAUGCAGAUCCAUUCUUAGGCACAUUUAAAAAAUGAUUCUUGUAACUUUUAGUCAGUAAAGAAAUGAUAUUAAAUUGUAUUCCUUGUCUUAAAUGGAGUUUAAAUUGAUGCCAUGCUCUCUUAAAUGUUUUAUCUCUUUAAACGGUUGCUGUUGAUACAGUGGACAUUUCUACAUAAUUGCUUUUGAAUUAAAUGGCUGAAAUCAUGGACAUUUUUAUUUUAAAGGAAUAGAUGGACUAAAUCAAUUGUACUUACAAUGUAUGUUUUUGCAUGUAAAAAAUAAACUGAGUUAUAGAGGCAAUUUUCUAGGUUCAAACAUGUAAACCUUUGAUAGCUUGAACUUUUUGACCCUGAAAGUUAGAGGUGUUAACAGUGAAAUAACUUAAUACACAUACUGUUGUACAUGUCCCACUAACUCUUAAGUGUUAAGAAGUAGUUAAUCAAGUUUGUCUCCAUACCUGUUAAGCCGGAAAGAGACGAGUCUACUUUUGUCCCUGUGGCUUUUAUCUUCUUUCUUGUUGGCUUUUAGUGAGAUCUGUCAUGUCCAAUCCUGGUCCUCCAUUGCUCCUGGUUUACAGAGGAUCAUGAUGCAAUGAUCGUAUUAGUUUACAACAAGGUACACAAGUAUUCUAAAAAUGUAUUAUAAGUUAUCCAAUUGAAAUAAAUAGUAUUUGUAUAUAA
Messenger RNA from Anguilla rostrata (American eel), 2495 nucleotides. RefSeq names its product aminomethyltransferase (gene amt). Gene Ontology annotation, cellular component: mitochondrion. Lineage: Eukaryota; Metazoa; Chordata; Actinopteri; Anguilliformes; Anguillidae. The transcript is spliced from 9 exons. Gene Ontology annotation, biological process: glycine catabolic process. The record is from RefSeq and is a predicted model, not a curated record. Gene Ontology annotation, molecular function: protein binding; aminomethyltransferase activity. Bases 16 to 1257 code for a protein of 413 amino acids.